GCCGCCAGGUGUCAGUAAAGAGCUGAGAAACUCGCUUAUGUUACAAGAAGAAGCUCUGUGUCCUUCACAACAGGAAACAUGGCUACAGCCACUAAAAUCAUCCAGAGGCUCCGAAAUUUCCUAUCAGGGCAUGACCUGCAAGCCAAACUGCAGCUGCGGUAUGAGGAGAUAGCAAAGAGGACGCAGCCUCCACCCAAACUGCCAGUUGGCCCGAGCCACAAGUUUGCCGGUAACUACUACUACACCAGGGACGGACGCAGAGAGUCAGUACCCGCCACAGUCAUCAUGUCUUCACAGAAGGCGCUCACUGCUGGCAGCCAAGCUGAAGUCCCAGCAAAGCCUCCUGUGACCCCAGGUGCCGUAUAUAAGGCUCCAUCUCUCUCCACAGACCAGCCGUACCUCUGAGCAGCACGGCACCAUCCUUUCUACAUCAACAACCUCAUUUCUUCCUUCAAAACUGCUGCAGAGACUUACCUGCAGUGUAUGUUGGUUGUAUCUUGUACAAUAGAAAGUGUGAAUAAAAUGUGUUAUAUGUUAAA
This is a messenger RNA of Thunnus maccoyii (southern bluefin tuna), 539 nucleotides long. It is a transcript of the gene ndufa7, whose product is annotated as NADH:ubiquinone oxidoreductase subunit A7. Gene Ontology annotation, biological process: ATP synthesis coupled electron transport; mitochondrial electron transport, NADH to ubiquinone. The record is from RefSeq and is a predicted model, not a curated record. Gene Ontology annotation, cellular component: mitochondrial inner membrane. Lineage: Eukaryota; Metazoa; Chordata; Actinopteri; Scombriformes; Scombridae. The transcript is spliced from 4 exons. Bases 79 to 405 code for a protein of 108 amino acids.